Eremothecium gossypii ATCC 10895 is the source of this 423-nucleotide messenger RNA. Its product is annotated as C2H2-type zinc finger protein. Gene Ontology annotation, molecular function: RNA polymerase II cis-regulatory region sequence-specific DNA binding; DNA-binding transcription factor activity, RNA polymerase II-specific. The transcript has a single exon. Bases 1 to 423 code for a protein of 140 amino acids. The record is from RefSeq and is marked provisional. Gene Ontology annotation, biological process: regulation of transcription by RNA polymerase II. NCBI's taxonomy places the organism in Eukaryota, Fungi, Ascomycota, Saccharomycetes, Saccharomycetales, Saccharomycetaceae. Gene Ontology annotation, cellular component: PcG protein complex; transcription regulator complex.
AUGGACAACGCUCGGCAAGCAGGCGCGCACCAGAGCAUCGUGCUGGCGGCGGUGGCGCCACCGGGGGCCGCGGGCGGGCGGCGCGUGCUGCUGCCGCCGCUCGCGAGCAGCCACCAGUCGAUGCGGCGUCUGGAGACGUAUCUGAAGCAGGCGCUGGACCGGGGGGCGUUCGGCUGCGCAGCGGCGCCGGCGCGCAAGCGCGCGCCGGCCCCCGUGCCGGUGGAGAAGCGGCGCAAGCACCUGUGCCAGACCUGCGGCAAGGGCUUUACCACGUCCGGGCACCUCGCGCGCCACAACCGCAUCCACACCGGCGAAAAGAACCACGCGUGCCACUUCCCCGGCUGUGGCCAGCGCUUCAGCAGACACGACAACUGCCUGCAGCACUACCGGACCCACCUGAAGCGGACCGCCGUGCCAAGCUAG